Molecule: messenger RNA, 381 nt
Organism: Symbiodinium necroappetens
Lineage: Eukaryota; Dinophyceae; Suessiales; Symbiodiniaceae
Source: the annotation of a GenBank genome assembly
AUGGGCGGCAAGGUCCUCGUCUCCACUCAGGAGCACAUUCAGCGCCUGAUUGCCAUCCGUCUGCAGGCGGAUGUCCUGAACUCGCCCUUGGUCCUCGUUGCACGCACAGAUGCCGAGGCUGCCACGAUGAUCGACUCCAACAUCGAUCCGGUCGACCAUCCCCACAUCAAGGGUGCCACUGUCAAGGGUGUGGAGAGCCUCUACGAGGCCAUGCGCAAGGGCACCGACAAGGACUGGGAGAUGCUUGCGUACAACCUGAGCCCGUCCUUCAACUGGGACACCGCCGGCAUGACCGAUGCGCAGAUGGAGUCCUUCAUUUGGGACCUGGCCAAGCUCGGCUUUUGCUGGCAGUUCAUCACCUUGGCCGGCUUCCACUGCGAU